Messenger RNA from Cucumis sativus (cucumber), 1697 nucleotides. RefSeq lists its product as uncharacterized. Bases 441 to 1487 code for a protein of 348 amino acids. The transcript is spliced from 7 exons. Gene Ontology annotation, biological process: deoxyribonucleotide catabolic process. The record is from RefSeq and is a predicted model, not a curated record. NCBI's taxonomy places the organism in Eukaryota, Viridiplantae, Streptophyta, Magnoliopsida, Cucurbitales, Cucurbitaceae. Gene Ontology annotation, molecular function: 5'-nucleotidase activity.
GUUUUGUUCAUGAAAAAUGAGAUUUCAAAUCAUUGAGCAGAAAGAACAAAGGAUCAAAAUCCCCGAUUUUUCGAAUGGAACUUUCAAUAAAUUCAUCAACUUUUUGGUUGUGGGGACUGAACCCACGCCUUGAUUUUGAAUUUCUUCAAAUUCUAUUCCUUUUCCUAUUCGGUUUCUUCAUUCACCACCUUUUUUUAUAUAAGGGAAACAAUUCACUGUUUCUGCUCAACAAUCUCAACCCCGGAUUUUUCCGAUUUCAGCUUCAUUCCCCAAUCGGGGUUCUUAGUUUUUGAUUGAUUAUUGUCAUUCAACACUUUCUCCAGCUUCAUUGCUACUCGAUUCAGGGUUUACCAUAUGUUUCUAAUUGUUUAUUGUUAUUGUGGCGGUGGAGAAAUGUGAGAUUCGAUUCCAUUCCAUUCGAUUCGUCAUUGAAGAAAUUUAUGUUAAAUUGUCGACGCUCCUUCAAUCAAAUACUGUACUAUGCUCGAUUUCCUUUAAUGGCAGCUUACUCCAUGACGCAAAAUCUUCGAUUAUCUCAUUUUGAUAUGCAACCGCAUCGUGCUCCUCAACAAUUGCUAUUUGAACGAUGUUGUGGAUUACCCAUUACUGGAGAGCUUGUUCUUCGUGGGUUUUCAGGAAAUAGAUGCACUGGAUUUAGUCUUAAAGCUUGUGCUCAAUCUCCCCAAGAUAAUUACAGUAACGGCUCGUUUGGGUUCAAUGCUAAGGGUCCAACACUUGCUCGUCGUCCACAGCUGCUUAACAGUGUUGAUAAUUUAGUUGAUGGAAUUGAUCGUAGAUUUUCUUCUUCUGUUCAUGAGGAGCCCAAAUGGGGAAAUCCUUUAACGUUCCAUGAAAUAUCUUCCAGGGAUAAACUUGUUGUUGCUGUUGACAUCGAUGAGGUUUUGGGAAACUUUGUCUCGGCUCUUAACAAGUUUGUUGCUGAUCGUUAUUCUUCAAAUCAUUCAGUUUCAGAGUAUCAUGUCUAUGAAUUCUUCAGGAUAUGGAAGUGCUCUCGUGAUGAAGCCAAUAUUCGAGUUCAUGAGUUCUUCAAGACACCAUAUUUCAAGACAGGAAUCUGGCCUAUACCCGGAGCACAGAGCACGCUCCUCAAGUUAUCGAGAUUUUGUCACCUAUCAGUUGUAACGUCUCGACAAAAUGCAAUUAAAGAACACACGCUAGAGUGGAUCGAGAAGCACUACCAAGGGCUGUUUCAGGAGAUUCACUUUGGAAAUCACUUUGCUCUAGAUGGAGAAUCCAGAUCAAAGGCAGAAAUAUGCAAGUCCUUUGGAGCAAGUGUGCUAAUUGACGACAACCCAAGAUACGCAAUCGAAUGCGCUGAAGCGGGGAUUCGAGUUCUACUUUUUGACUAUGAGAAUUCAUAUCCAUGGUGCAAGACUGAGUGUGGGGAUCUGCCUCCUUUGGUAACUAAAGUUCAUAAUUGGGAAGAAGUAGAGAAACAAUUAGCCUCAUGUGUUCUUCCCUCUUAGGGUUUAGCAAAUAGAAGUUGAAUAUAUAUUUUAACAAGUGGCUGCUUUAUUUAAAAACAUGAAAUGUGGGAUUUUGGUGGUUGGUGGAGGUUGUAGGAAUAUUGAUGUAAUUGUUUAUGGGGUUAGCAUUAAACCCAACUUUCAUUAUCCCAUAAUUUAAUUUCCUUAAUUUUCUAACAAAAUAACAUAAUCUCUCUCUCAUUUUGUCUC